Molecule: messenger RNA, 1755 nt
Organism: Microplitis mediator
Lineage: Eukaryota; Metazoa; Arthropoda; Insecta; Hymenoptera; Braconidae
Gene: mol
Product: dual oxidase maturation factor 1
Exons: 8
Coding region: 438-1592 (384 amino acids)
Biological process (GO): protein transport
Cellular component (GO): endoplasmic reticulum membrane
Source: RefSeq, a predicted model, not a curated record
ACUGGAUACCUGUUAACCUACUUGGGUCAGUCUUUGAGCCACUUUGGCCGAAGCACAUUGUCUUCAUCUAUCUGACAUCUACUCCUGCUCUCGACAAUCGUUUGACAUCCAGGACUACCUCAAUGGAUUGACAUGACCGAUAUCACCACAAUUAUUUUGACUCACUGGUUUAAAUUGACCGCCUCAGCGACAACCAGCGACAGCAACAAAGGAUUUAUAUUUUUAACAACAAUUGUUAAUGUUAAAUUAAACGUUGACUCAAAAGUGACGUGAAAGUCAUGUGUACGUGCUCAGUGACAUCGGUACAUGUGUGAUAUACAACACGCGAGCAUGAGUUCAAGGAACCUUAUUAUAUACUCAUGCAUUCAAAUUACUGUUAAUAAAUUUAUUGCCCGCGAAUUUAUUUAUAUUUAAAUAGCAACCACGUGGAUUCUAAAAUGAAGGGAUGGUUCGAUGCAUUUCGCAAUGACGGCGGACCGACGUUAUACAGUUACAGUAAUCGUACUCCAGUUACUGGGGACGUCAAUUUGAUAACAAUAUUUGUCAUUUUUAUAACAAUAUUCGCAGCAUUUCUUAUUAUUUUUCCAGGAAUUCGCAAAGAAAGAAUAACGACAUUUCUGACGGUAACUCUCAGUCUCUUCGUAGGAACGAGUAUUCAAGUUGCACAAUAUGGCUCCACCUGGCACACGACCUCGUCCUCGAUCCUCAGCAGCUACAGCGUCUUCUCCAGGUACCGGACACCUGCUGAAAUAGGAGGAUACAUUGGACUUAUGCACAUAAAUAUCACGUAUAGCUUAAUUAAUUACACGGAUGCCGACGUGAUCGGCGAUGUCGAGUACAACGAGAGAUUUUGGUGGAGAAGUCCCACGGAAAUGAGCGAGUCAUUUCGCGAGGCCCUUUAUCGCGGGGCUCCGUUCCCGAUUAUCUCGUUGGCGGAAUACUUUAGUCUUCACCAGGAAGGUUUUUCCUGGGGUGUUAAAUACCGGGAAGCUGGACACUAUGCGUCAAUAAUGCUGUGGACUUGUUUCGCCGCGUGGCUGCUGAUGAAUUUGCUACUGGUUGUUGUACCCAGGUACGGAGCGUACAGUAUGAUAUUCACUGGCGUACUUAUGCUCUUUACGAAUUUAAUUUACUGGUCGUUGCUACCCUGCGAGCCACUGAUUGCUCAUGUUGAUGGAUCGGUACUUGUUUUUAAUUUCGGGUGGAAUUAUUGGCUUGUCCUUGUCGCUGGAUCAAGCUGUCUGCUCAGUGGAAUAAUUAUAACAAUAAUUGACCUAAUUUUUCCCCAUCAGUUUUCGACGAUCCUUGAAGUUGAUUAUGACACUCCUUAUGAUAGGCAUGUUAUUAUUGAGGAAAGUUUCGAUACGAGGAAUGUACCGCAAAAAUUGCCGAGAAUUAGAGAGGGUCUUUAUGAUCCAAGGAUUGUGAGUCAAUUACCAGCCAAAGGAGGUGAUAAAAAACUCCACGAAGGCAUCGUAAAUCGUGGGUAUGUUUCCCACGAGUCCUCGUCAGAUUUGCAUCGCGACGCAGAAUCAAACAAGGCCAACUGGUCUUAUCCGUUUCCACCAAUUUCACGGAGAAUAAUCAACUGAGCUCAACAAAGUAUUUGUUAUUAUCAUCAAUUAAAUAGUCAAUUUACUUAGACAACAAUAACUAAUUAUAAAUAUUAAUUAUAAUAGAUAAUUUAAAUCCUAGUAUUAAUAAUUGAAAUAAAAAUAAAAUUUAUAUUAAAGAUCAUAAAUUAUUUAUUUAAAU